Molecule: messenger RNA, 1861 nt
Organism: Lactuca sativa (garden lettuce)
Lineage: Eukaryota; Viridiplantae; Streptophyta; Magnoliopsida; Asterales; Asteraceae
Source: RefSeq, a predicted model, not a curated record
UCAACAUUUAAUAUGCAUUAGUUACUUUUUUAAAAUAACUAAAAGACAAAACUUCAAAAAUGGUCCCUGUGGUUUUCAAAAAUAUCAAGUUUAAUCCUUAAGUUCAAAAUACCUCACAGAUGGUCCCUGUGGUUUCAAAACUUUUAACAAAUGGUCAUUCCGUCUAACUCCGUCAGCUUUUUACCGUUAAGUGAGGGGCAUUUUCGUCAUUUCAAUACACAGGGACCAUUUAUGAAGUUUUCUAUUACUUUUAACAAAAAAAUAAAUAAAAAGUAAAUAAAACUUAAUAUGCAAGGGGUCCCACCCCACCCCAUCUCUCUCUCUCUCUCUCUCUCUCUCUCUCUCUCUCUCUCUCUCUCUCAACCAAAAAACAUCUUCUGACCUUCUACUUUCCGAGAAUCUCCCUUUUCCCACAAGCCUAUUGAUGAAACUUCCUCACAAAAACUAGAAAUUAUGAUCUUCAUGACCAAAUAUCUCUGCAGAGAAGCCUCGAUCUUUGAACUGGGAGUUUAGGUAGCGAAAUUGGCAGCAACACGAGCGGGGAUGACCCCAUUUUUGCCUUCCCAUCAUCGACUUUAUUAGUCAAAAGGAGUUGGAGAGAUUAGGUGGAGUCCAAGAUGGUGCUUUCACGAAGAUUUCCACCUCCAUUAACGACGAUGAGUGAGUCUAAAUCGAAUUGCUUAAUUACUCAAUUAAGCUCACUCAAUUCUAGGGUUUCUUUAUCGGUAAAUUUCUUCAAUCGAAUUGGUCAAUUACUGUGUAUUGAUCAAUUAGACGAUUACAGUUGAAUUCUGUUGCAAUUCUUAGCAUAUCCAGAGAUAAUCUCUAGAUGAUUACUUGAUUAGUUACCAUUUUUUGUGGCUACUUCUCUUUAGAGCUCAAUUUGCAUCAAAAUUAGUUUUUGCGUUGAUUUAUCUUCAUUAUCUGUGUUUCUAGGGUUUAUAGGUUACAAAUCGGAAGCAAUGGAUGACGGAGAACUCGAUUUCUCCAACCACGAGAUAUUUGUGGGUGAUAUCCCGAGCAGUGGUUCCUUGAACAGCUUCUUCGAUGAAAUCUUCAACGACACACACACGUGUACUCAUAAGCACACAUGUAACCCUCCGGGACCUGAUUACCAUGUCCACACCAAAAUCCUACUUGCUACGAGCGAUGACGACAAAACCCCUAUAGAAGAAACCGCUGAAUCCUCCGACAAAAAAGGUAAGAAUCGUCCAUUAGGAAACCGGGAAGCUGUGAGAAAGUAUCGUGAAAAGAAGAAGGCGUGUGCUGCUUCAUUAGAAGACGAAGUAGUUAGAUUGACAGCAUUGAAUCAACAAUUGAUGAGAAGAGUUCAGAGUCAAGUAGGAUUAGAAGCAGAAGUAACGAGGCAAAAAAGUUUGCUUGUGGACAUUAGAGGGAGAAUCGAUGGAGAAAUCAGAUCUUUUCCUUAUCAAAAACGCCACCAUCCGGUGGGUAAUCAGAAUUGGUAAUGGCAAGAUGGAGGCAAAAACCUGAAGAGAGAGAGAGAGAGAGAGAGAGAGAGAGAGAGAGAGAUGGGACCCCUUGCAUAUUAUAUUUUAUUUAUUUAUUAUUUAUUUAAAAAAAGGAAUACCUAACCUCAUAAAUGGUCCCUGAGAAGUGAAAUGACAAACAUGUCCCUGACUUAACGGCUAAAUGGUAACGGAGUUAGCCGGAAGGACCAAAUGUUAAAAGUUUUGAAACCACAGGGACGAUCCGUGAGGUUUUUUGAACUUAGGGACUAAACUUGAUAUUUUUGAAAACCACAGGGACCAUUUUUGAAGUUUUGUCUAACUAAAAUGAUUGGUCCAUAAUCAAUCAUAUAUGCACAUAAUAGAUACUGAAAACAUUUGAACCUAACUCU